Messenger RNA from Moneuplotes crassus, 2798 nucleotides. Lineage: Eukaryota; Ciliophora; Spirotrichea; Euplotida; Euplotidae. The record is from the annotation of a GenBank genome assembly.
UCAGCUAAUAAAAUGACUCAAAACUCUUUGAUUAAACUACAAAAGUUGAUCAUGAGUCGAUCUAUCAUCUUAGCUUGGUCUCAUUCAAAAUCUCUCACAUUAGGAUGAAAUCUGGGAUUAAAAGAUUAGGAAUUAGUUACAUUACUUUUCCUAAGCUUAAUGUUUUAAGGUAAGAGAGCCAUGAGUUUUAGUUAAAAAAUACAGCAAGAGAUACUUCAAAACACCUCACCCUGCUUUAGAAUUCUUUUUAUCGCAGAGUUUAGGCUACAAAUAUUCUUCCAGGAAAUAUCUGAUGAGUUCUUGGUUAAGUACUAAUGUUUUCCAAAUCGGUGAACCCCUGGCUCCUGGAGGUUCUUCCGAAUGGCCUUGAAGGGUAAUCCUAAUUGUAUCUACAUGGAUUCAUUAAAAGGACUCUGGGGGUAAAACCAAAUGCUUCUGAUAUUUUCGGUAGAUAUUACCGUAAAAAUAGUAUAUAAUUAAAUUGAUUCAUGAGAACUCAUCCUUUGGUUCCAUGAAGAUGAAGUUGGAAUUAGAAGUUAUUUCCUAGCCUUGGUGGACUGAUGUCUCCCUUUACAAGCUCGUCUCAAUAAUUUGUAAAUAAAAUUUAUGUAAGAAGGACUCGAUUUUAUCUAAAACGAAGAACUUCUGAUGGGGCAAACUCGAAAGCCUUAAUCAAAACAUACAUUGUUACUAAAUAUUACAAAAUUACUAAAGAGCUACCUCAUUCCAUGUACCUCUAGCCUUGAUUGGUUCUCUAAGCUAUCCAGGUUCCCAUUCUCUCCAGUGUCUUAGCAUCCUUCCAGAUUUAUUAAAUAGAAGGUUAUCCUAACUAAUUUCCAGAUGUUUGAGAAGGCAAAUGUUAAUUAUUAACUUUAUUUACGGACCCUUUUAAAUUAAACAUUAUUUUAGAAGAAAAUGGGGCGAUAUGAAGACGGAAGGGGAAAUAGAGGGUUUUUAUUAGGAUAACUGCUUAAAGGAAGAUGAAUUAGGGGUUUGGAAGGAUUGAGUGAGAUAGUAGGUUUAACUGAAGUUUAGAGGGUUAGAAAGUAGAGGAGAGCGGUAAGGUAGUGGUAAAUGGGUUUGGAAUUGAGAUAUGUAUGCUGAGGUUUUUAGAUUUUGUCUUUAUCUGUUCUGGAAGUCGAAUUUUUUAGAGUAGACUAGAGAAUGAAGAGUCUUUAUACUUUAACAAUGGAAAUAUCGUCAAGAAAAAUUGCGAGGAAACAAAAUGUUGUCAUUGGGUUUAUAAAUAUUAAGAAUUAUCCUUAUUUUACAAAAAUGGAAGAUUUUUAUUCUCUUUUUUCUUUUGUUCUUAAAUAUUUUAGCUUUAAAUUCUCAUAUAGCAGAUCUUUGAGCCUAUCUCUUCACUUAUAACCAUCUAAAAUUAUGAGAAUAGCAUCCUGCUAAAAUUUUCCUCUUUAAACCACUUCAACUUAUCAUAAAAAUUCAGCAACUUUUUGAGGCAAAUCAAUUUUUUAAUUUUCACCUAAAUCAUUGAUGGCAAAUUUCCCAAUUACAGCAAAAUUUUCCCCAAUACUCAACAUUCCUAUUAUCAAAAGCUCUAGCUCCCUCUAGAGCUUGAGUAAAGAUUUAUUGUGGUUGAUUCAACGACUUGGAGUCUUAUUAGUGUCCUCAAGAAGGAUAUAAUACCUUUGGUCACUAACCUUCGGAAAAUAUUAGCAUCCAGAAUCGAAAGAAUUCUGGGAAGAUCCCAUGUGUGUACAAAAUGUUUAAUACCUCCCAAAAUUAGGAAGGGCUGUUCAGGACGAUUUCUUGAAGGCAACUAUAUUCAAUUUUUUGUUUGUCAUUAAAUUAUAAUCCUCUGAAUCUGAGAUGGUUGAGGACUUUAUCUGAGCCCAUAGAGGCUAAUUAUCGAUAAUAGACUCAUGUUAUACUUCAUAUCUCUAAUCCAUAUUCUGGCUGAUCACAGUUUGUUAGAUUAUAGUAUUUAAGCACCUUCUAGAAUGUUAUGUUAAGAACUUUUCUGAUAAUUUAGCACUCCUUUUGAACGAUUUUUGUUAAAAAUGAAGAGUUAAAUAGUUCCUAAAAGCUCACUCAUCCCUUAGAAAAAUGCUAAGGCCUCAACUUAAAUUCAUGAAUUUACCCUGCUGGCAAACUCUGCCAUCCCUCGGAACAGUUUUCUAUAAAAUUUAUUUAAAUGAUCAUGAAUCAAACGACGAAUUGGCCUGUUUCAAGCCAAAACUUUACUCAAGGAAUAAGCUUCAGUUAUGACUCUAUCCUACAGGAACUUAACAAAUUCUGAUGGUGUAUGUCUGAGCAAGAUACUACGAAUAGUUCCUUAAGUUUGGAAAAAUCUCAAAUAGUUGCCGAAGAAUCCAAGUCAAUCACCAAAGUGGUUUCUUCUGCAGCAAAAGUUGCUCCUGUGAAGCAAAGAAAAAGAAAGGUGAACCUACCUAACCUAGACGCUAACUUGAGAAGAAUACUUCAAGCUGUUCAAACAGGAGAGGAUUUAGUUUUUGAAGGUAAAGAUAAAACUACUCGAGGGCUCCACAGAGGAAAAUCUAAGCGUCGCUCCAAAUAUAUCGGAGUACUGACCAACAAUGAAAGGUGGCAAUCGCUGAUCAAUGUUGGGCUUAAGAAGCAAUAUAUCGGUACUUUCUGCACUGAAGAACAAGCUGCUCUCUCAUAUGAUUUCUACGCUAUUGGGAUGCAUUUCUUUGAGGCUAAAACUAAUUUUACCUACACUGCAAGCCAGCUAGCCCCAAUGAUCGAAGAUUACUUUGCAAGCUCCAACAUUUUUGAUCCUUCAAAAUUCAUAUAACUUGUUUCCAAUCUAUAAA